GUUAACUGUCAACCGAACGAUACGUCAAAACAGAAAAAUAAGUUCAUGUUAUUUUUUAUUGAAUUUCUAGUGAAUUUGUGUUAUUUUAUUAUUUAAGAGACUGAGAAUCGAUUUUGUGUUAUGUGGGAUAUGAUGUGACAUGUCUGAUUCGUUUAAUCUAGACAUUGCUUCGGAUAGUGUGAAAAAUAUAGUGGACAGUCUACGUUGUUUCAUUUGUGAUAAGCUAGAAGGUGGUCGCGUGCGCUACCCGUGCGGCGACGGGGCGUGCGUGUCGUGUGCGGAGUGUACUCCCUACUGCCCCGUGUGCUCCCCGCCGGUGUCCUGCGCCCACGACCCCGAGCCCGCACCGGACCCCGUGCUUGCCAGGCGCGCGCAGCAUGCCGCCGAGUUACUCAGUGCAUUCCAAGACACCUUUCAUGUCAAUGUUUUAAACAGACACAGAAUAUCUGAACAACUGAAGAGGGAGAAGGAGUUGUUCCCAGACUGCAUUCAAGGAUCAAAUUCAUACCACAACAAGCACAAGCGUGAUAUAACUCUGUACGAAGGCAAGGCAAAUAGUAGUCCAUGUAAAUUUCCUGGUGAAGUUGUAGAUUUGCCACACUCAUUUAAAAUGGAUAGUUCUAAAAAUACAGUGCAAGAGUGGUUAGAUCAGCAUGAAAGUGAGUUAUUUGAAUGUAAGCCACGGAAACCAUUUGCAGAUCUCAAAGUGAACAGUCCAAAAUACAAAAGCACUCCAAUCAAAAAGAGAUCAGAUCUCAUAAUGGAUAAAGUUGAAAAUAUUGAAAAUGUGUCCAGUAAAAAGGCAAGAAAAAGAUCACACUUCAAAUCUGCCUUAUCUGCUCAUAAAAGUCAAUCUCUACUUGAUAAGUAUAUGGGAACAAGUAAGCCUAGUACUUCAGGUUGGAAAAGUGUUAAGAGAGCAAAGACAGAGUUUGAUAAGUAUGACAAACCUCAAACCUAUAAUAGUAGUCAUAAGAAACAUAAAGAUGAAAGUGGUAUCUGUUUAGAUGAUGAGACUAUAGUGAUUGAAGAUAGCCAGAGUGUUAUUGUUGAUAAGGACAAGCUGGCGUGGCUGGCAGUCCUUGAGGCUAAUGAAAAUGAAAGCUCCUACAGGGAGUCAGCUAGCAGACACUUUAGUCCUGAAGCUUGUGAAAGGGAAUGUUAUGUUUCUGUAGAAAGAAUGAAAACAAACAAUGCCCCUAUUGCCAAUGCCAAAACUGCCAUUGAAGUUGCAAACAAAAAACAAAAAGUGCCAUUUUUUAUGAAAAGUAGUCUUGUACAAAAACACAAAGUCUGUGAUGAUAAACUACAUGUAGCACCUGAAAAGUAUAAGUUCAAAGAUGUGUCUAUAACAGUUGAGAGCAAGAGUUUGAUUACCACUAUAACAGUAUCAAAAUGUGAUUCAUCCAAAGCAAGUGAUAUCAGCAUGGUGUCUAAGCUGGUCCAGACAGAUGACAGUGGGUUCAAUGAUGGAUCAGUGACAAGUAUUGAUGAAAGCAAAAGAUUUGAAAAAAAGGCUGUGAAUGCUAAAGUUGAUAACAGCAGCAGUGAAGAUAUAUUCACAGCAGAACCUGUAGAAGUGGCAAAGCAACAGAAUAUAAGUAGCAUUGUGAUUGACUCCAGUUCUGAUUCUGAACAAGAAGAAGCUAGUAUCAUUGUAGUAACAGCUGAUGUACAUCGAUCCAAUGAUCACAUCAAGAAAAGGAUUCUGAGAGAAAUACCAGUGACUGAGAAUAGACCGCGACCACCGAAAAGAGGGUGUUCUCCACAAAGCAGUGGUUCUUCAGAUAAGGAGAACAGAGAUCCCAACACUAUGAAAAAAAUUGGAGCUGACAAGAAAAUUGUAAAAAAAAAACCAGUGAUGAACAAACGCAAAUGUCUCGGGGAAAUUGUUAACAAAUAAUUCCUCAUCUAUUGAUGAUUUAAUUAAAAUAAUUACCUAUCAAACCUCAACAAUAAUUAGUUGUAGGUACUAAGAUUGUGUCCUGUUUUUAGCUCAUCAAAAUAAGUUAAUUAUUCAGGUUCUCAAUUUGAUUACACUUAAUAUUUUACAUAAUUUAUAUUAGUAUUAGAAUCUCGAUUAUUUAUUAAAAUACAAUCUACAGAUUAAUUGUU
Messenger RNA from Plutella xylostella (diamondback moth), 2115 nucleotides. RefSeq lists its product as uncharacterized. The record is from RefSeq and is a predicted model, not a curated record. Lineage: Eukaryota; Metazoa; Arthropoda; Insecta; Lepidoptera; Plutellidae.